CAGAGCACAGUCCACACCAGCGAGGCAUGAGCAGACACUCAUCCCGGGGCUCGGUUCGUUUAUUUGACUGUGAUUUCAGGGCAGAUGGUCAGUAGCAUGGUGCCAAAGCGCUGCGUAAAACGUCUUCCGUGAUAGUGUGGAGCAGAACUAGACUAUUGGAUGUUUGUUGUUUGUACUUCUGGGUCCUGAGCAGCACCAGAGGGGAAGGGAAGUCACCCCACACGAUUUGGACAUGAAGAAAGAUAUAGACGCCCUGAUCUCCGAGGAACGUGCUGAAAUCAUCAAUAAGUAUGACAAGGGCAGGCAGGAGGGCGUCGAUAUUGACCCCUGGGAAGACGCGGAUUACAGCAUCUAUAAAGUCACAGAUCGAUUUGGAUUCUUACACGAGAAGGAACUCCCGACGCCAAGCGCACUCGAAGAGAAGCAAAAGCAUCAAGAAAUCGAGCGAGUGGAGAAAUGGCUGAAGAUGGUGAAGAAAUGGGACAAGUAUAAAAAUAGUGAAAAGUUGGUAAAGAGAGUGUACAAAGGCAUCCCGCUCCAGCUCCGAGGUCAAGCCUGGGCUCUGCUUUUGGAUUUGGAGAAAGUAAAACAGGACAACGAAGGAAAGUAUGAGAAAAUGAAAAUACAGGCUCGUAACUUCUCCACCGAGAUCAAGCAGAUCGAUUUGGACGUUAACAGAACCUUCAGGAACCACAUUAUGUUCAUGGACCGUUUUGGAGUAAAGCAGCAGGCCUUGUUUCACGUCCUCGCAGCCUACUCGGUCUACAACACGGAGGUGAGCUACUGCCAAGGCAUGAGUCAGAUUGCGGCCAUCUUGCUCAUGUACCUGAACGAGGAGGAUGCUUUCUGGGCUUUGUCUCAGCUCCUCACGAACAGUAAACACGCCAUGCACGGAUUCUUCAUUCCGGGAUUUCCAAAGCUUCAGCGUUUCCAAGCCCAACAUGAACUCAUCCUCUCCAAAAUGCUGCCUAAGCUAAAGAAACACCUGGAUAAAGAGCAGAUGACAACUGGGAUUUACACCACCAAAUGGUUUCUGCAGUGCUUCAUUGACAGAAGCCCUUUUACCCUCACUCUGCGACUCUGGGACAUCUACAUAUUGGAGGGAGAUAAGUUGCUAACCGCCAUGGCUUAUACUGCACUGAAGUUGCACAAAAAGCGUCUCCAGAAGCUUCCGUUGGAGGAUCUGAGGGAAUUCCUUCAAGAGCAGCUGUCGGUUUCUUUCUUUUUACCCGACGAUGUGGUGGUUGAACAGUUACAGGCGGCGAUGUCUGAGCUGCGGAGUAAAAAGUUGGAUCAGCCUCCUCCAGCCAAGUCAGACGAGCUGCCAAGAAAACCACUGGGUCAAGAGAGACCAGUUCCCGACCAUCCCGACUCGCCUCUCGAGGUCAAAAUCAGUUUGCAAGAGCAGAGCCACUCCAGCACGAUCCCCCAGCAAAUGAACAUCACUUUACACCCGACGUCUUCUCCUGUGGAACCCGACGACAGCAGAAGCUUCACUCCUUUCUCGCCUUCUCCAGACUCUGUCGUAGAGCACAGCGAAAUCUCUGAGCACUCUUCGUCUGUAAAGCCCUGCAGAGCUCCGCCGUUACCGCCAAAACAAGAAAAACCUUCAGCCAAUGCCGUAAAAAUGGUUAGAAGCUCAGAUCCAGAGGAGAGCAACCAACCUGGACAUAAGGAACUUCAGGAAGAGUCUGUGGAGUGGCCUCCUCCUUACGAGCCCCCCGCUUUGGACGCUGUCCCCAUCCAACCUGACAUCAUGGACCUACCCGAACUACCACCUCCACCUUUUUGUUACACAGAGGACACCGCACCUCCAAAGCCAGAGUUUAGUUCUUCACCGCGGUCUCAAGCGAAGCCUAAAAUCGGCCCCAAACCGAUCACAUCCCUCGACAUCCUACAGAAAAAACCUUCUCCAACCCGUGUCUUCACAACUUCCUCGGCAUCAUCUUCCCCGCGAGUUCCACCGAAGCCGACCAAAUUCCCCGUUUCCCUCUACGUUCCGGUUCACACGGGAGACAGGCGGCCUUCCAAUACCUCCCAGUAUGACAAUCUUUCCGAAGGCGACGACGACGAACGCUACAUCGACAGGCUUUUGGCAACUACUCCAGAGGAAUCACCCAAGACUCUUAAUACCUUCAACAAAGACUAUAACCCCAUCAACUGUCCUGUUUCUCCACCUCCGAUGUUCAUCCCACCGUCUCCAAGCCCGCCAUCGUUUCGUUCAGUGUCCCAAGAGCCGCUCUGCGAGGUGGACGAGCGUUGGGCGGGAGAUCCGACGCUCGUGACCCCUCCUCGUUCAACCUUCGCUGACAGAGUGACGCCUUUUCAGAGCGGCGGACACAGCUGUUCGGACAUUCACAGAGCGAGUUCGCCAAACUACUCCAAAGCUUUCUCCAGGGGUCCCAGGGGACAUUCUGCCUUCCCCGCGCCGCUCCUCUACACCGGGUCCCCUCCAAGAGCGACAAGCCCGGCCUCCGUUGGGGUCCCGCUGGUCAGAUCCAACCCAGACUUUUGCCGGAUGCCUCCAGGUGGUCCGCAACUACCCAAAUCAGUGACUUUUGGAUAAUGCAUGUUCGGUAAAGAUGGACUGAAGUAUUUUUGCUGCCGUUUGAAAGGUUUGGCCAGUAUUUUUCCAAACAAAAAACAACUUGUGUGUGCAUGUGUAUGAGAAACCUUUAACUAAUGUGUAAAUAGCAAUGCCUGCCUCAUAUUUCAAGGGCUUAGAAACAGCAAAUCGUUUACACAUUUACACAGAAAUUGGC
This is a messenger RNA of Periophthalmus magnuspinnatus, 2762 nucleotides long. RefSeq names its product USP6 N-terminal-like protein. The coding region runs from base 233 to 2566 and encodes 777 amino acids. Lineage: Eukaryota; Metazoa; Chordata; Actinopteri; Gobiiformes; Gobiidae. The record is from RefSeq and is a predicted model, not a curated record. The transcript has 14 exons.